AUGUACUAUGAUUCCAUUGAAAUAACCUAUGUAAAUCCCCAACAUUUCUUGGAGCCACGGUUUACAGUGUUUCCUGGACUAUAUGAGCAGAUUUUUCUUUUAGGUAAAGCCGCCUAUGUUUGUGAUCCGGUUCAGUCUAGAAACUUUAUCUUUGUACCAUACGGCUCAGAGAAAAAAUUGAUCGUCUACAGCCUACUUACAAUCCCUACCCCCUCUUGUUUUAUACUUUUACUUACCCUACCCUACCCUACCCUACCCUACCCUACCCUACCCUACCCUACCCUACCCUACCCUACCUUACCCUACCCUACCCUACCCUACCCUACCCUACCCUACCCCACCCUACCCUACCCUACCCUACCCUACCUUACCCGGCCAGUCCUUAGCCUACUUUAUCGUACCUUAUCUGCCUUAUCUUAUUCUACUACCUCAUCGUGUCCUACUUUACCCCGGUCUACUCCUACCCUAGCCUGCCCUAACCUGAUCUACUUUAUCCUACCACCUUUUUCAAUACUGUACCCUAUCCUACUCGCCCAUCCUUUCCAAGAAACUCAACCCUAAGACAACGUACUCGUUUAGUACUACUAGCAUUUAAAAAUGAAAUUUUACACUUUUAAAACCAAAUUUAAUUUGAAACAUUUUGAGUUCAAGCUCCAAAAACCACCCCUUAAAUUGACAUAUAUUUGUUGUAAAAAUAAGGCGGUUUUGCUGAAGCAGCCGGCUUCCUCUUUAUGCGUACCCUGAGGCAUGGAUUAUAUUACGGGUAAUAAAAAACCUAUGAAAAUACUUUAUUGCCGCUUCUGAAAUUGUCAAUUUGUUUGUGGCGUGAAAAACGCACACACAAUGUGACGUGCUUUAGAUUGAGCCAGGAUUCGUAUAUUAAAGAAUAGGUAUCAACAAGCUUAGCCUCAGCUCCAGACUGAGCUUGAGCCUGAACCUGCGCCUGAGCCUAAACGUGAGCUUGAGUCUAAAACUGAGCUUCAGCUUGAGCCUGAGCCUGAGCUUGAGCUUGAGCCUAAGCCUGAGCCUGAGCCUGAGCCUGAGCCUGAGCCUGAGCCUGAGCCUGAGCCUGAGCUUGAACCUGAGCCUGAGCCUGAGCCUGAGCCUGAGCCUGAGCCUUUGCCUGUGCCUGAGCCUAAGCCUGAGGCUGAGCCUCAACCUUACCCACAACUUCAACCUCAACCUCAGCUCCUUCAGACUUAA
Messenger RNA from Bursaphelenchus okinawaensis, 1203 nucleotides. Lineage: Eukaryota; Metazoa; Nematoda; Chromadorea; Rhabditida; Aphelenchoididae. The record is from the annotation of a GenBank genome assembly.